Messenger RNA from Lichtheimia ornata, 738 nucleotides. RefSeq lists its product as uncharacterized. Gene Ontology annotation, molecular function: RNA polymerase II cis-regulatory region sequence-specific DNA binding. NCBI's taxonomy places the organism in Eukaryota, Fungi, Mucoromycota, Mucoromycetes, Mucorales, Lichtheimiaceae. Bases 1 to 738 code for a protein of 245 amino acids. Gene Ontology annotation, biological process: cell differentiation; regulation of transcription by RNA polymerase II. The record is from RefSeq and is a predicted model, not a curated record. The transcript has a single exon.
AUGAAGUCCUCGACCUGCACUUUGCCUCCAUGCUCGGAUUUGUUGGCACCUCCUCCUCGGAAGUCUUCCGUGCUUGACGUGAACAACUUAUUGUCACCUGUUAACGAUAUGCCAGCUGCGCCAGCACCAUCAAACGUGUACCACCAUCAUCAUCAGCAACAAUACUACCACCCUUACGAACGUCAUGUUGGCGCCUACAGAGAACCACCCAUGCAUUCACAACCACAACAUCAGAUGCCACUCAAGGCUAAACGCAAGCGAGCUUCACCAGCACAAUUAUCGGUGCUUAAUCAUGUAUUCAGCCAAACCUACUUCCCAUCGACUGAGCUUCGCAUUGAGUUGGGAAAACAACUUGGCAUGAGUCCUAGGGCGGUACAAAUUUGGUUCCAGAACAAACGACAAUCGUUACGCACUCGUGAGCGUCAACAGCAAGAGCGCAAGCAUGCCAUGGCAUCAUCAUCAUCAUCAUCCAUGUCAUCUCCAUCCUCUGGUAGCAAGCAUCAUUACAUGCAUCAAAACCAUUACCCCUACUACACAAACGCCCUUCCACCUAUUUCUCCACCCUUGUCUCCACCUGAGCAAUCACCCUACCAUUACCAGCAACAUUCUUAUGCUGAGCAACAACAUCAUCGUCGUCGCUCUUCAUAUGAAUUGCUCCUUUUACAUGUUCCCAACACACCAUCAUCAACAUCAUCUUAUCCAAGCCCUACAUCCAUUGAUUCUAUCAUUUUGCAUUAA